Chroicocephalus ridibundus (black-headed gull) is the source of this 3478-nucleotide messenger RNA. RefSeq names its product annexin A7 (gene ANXA7). The coding region runs from base 308 to 1699 and encodes 463 amino acids. NCBI's taxonomy places the organism in Eukaryota, Metazoa, Chordata, Aves, Charadriiformes, Laridae. The transcript has 14 exons. The record is from RefSeq and is a predicted model, not a curated record. Gene Ontology annotation, cellular component: cytoplasm; nucleus. Gene Ontology annotation, molecular function: calcium ion binding; calcium-dependent phospholipid binding.
GCCGGGCCGGGGCGGGCUCGGUGCCGGGGGCGGAGCGGGUGCCGCCCGGCCCCACAGACUCCAUUUUGCGGUGCAGCUGCGGGAGAGAGGCCGGAGGCUCCGCAGGUUUCCCCUCAGUUUUGCUGACAAAAUAUUUUCCUGUAAGCGGAAAGAGCGGAACUGAUCUUGGAAGGAAGUGUUGCUGGUCAUCUUGUUCCUGAAAGGACUUACAACUAGUGUUACAGUCAGAAAUACCAAAAGAAAUGCACUGUUGAAAGCCAAAUUUAAAGUUCAUUCAAGCAACCGUCAGUAAUAAAUACUGUACAGAAUGUCAUACCCGGGUUAUCCCCCUUCUGGUGGCUACCCUGCUUUCCCUGGUUAUCCGCCGACAGGACAAGAGUCUGUCUAUCCGCCAGCUGGUCAGUACUCCUAUCCCGCUGUUCCUGGAGGAUACCCUCCGGGAGGAGCAGGGGCCUACCCUGCAGCACCACCGAGUGCUGGAUAUCCAGGGGCAGCAGGAUAUCCUGCCGCAGGGGGAUACCCUGCCCCUGGGGGCUACCCUGGAACUCCCCAGGCUGGAGGAAUGCCACCAUAUCCUGGAGCUCCUACAGGCCCUGGGUUUGGUGUGCCUCCCGCUGGCCCUGGCUUUGGUGGCUACCCGCAGCCUCCUGCCCAAAGCUAUGCUGGAGGUGGACCAGCACAAAUUCCAGUAGGAUAUGCUGGUGGACAAGCACCGUCACCAAUGCCUGGUCCGCCUGCAGCAAUGGUUCAGUGUACCCAGGGCACAAUUCAAGCUGCUCCAAACUUUGAUGCUGGAAGGGAUGCAGAAAUUCUACGCAAAGCUAUGAAAGGGUUUGGAACUGAUGAGCAGGCUAUCAUUGAUGUUGUUGCUAACCGCUCCAAUGAUCAGAGGCAAAAAAUCAAGGCAGCUUUCAAGACUAUGUAUGGCAAGGAUUUAAUUAAAGAUCUGAAGUCCGAGUUAAGUGGAAACGUGGAGGAAUUGAUUCUAGCGCUCUUCAUGCCUAGCACCUACUACGAUGCCUGGAGUUUACGUCAUGCAAUGAAGGGAGCAGGCACUCAGGAGAGAGUGCUGAUUGAGAUCCUGUGCACAAGGACAAACCAGGAAAUACGAGAAAUAGUGAAGUGCUAUAAAUCAGAAUUUGGAAGGGACAUCGAACAAGACAUCAGAGCAGACACAUCAGGACACUUUGAACGAUUACUUAUAUCUAUGUGCCAAGGUAAUCGGGAUGAGAAUCAAACUGUGGAUUAUCAAAAAGCUCAAGAAGAUGCUCAGCGUCUGUACCAAGCAGGUGAAGGAAGACUUGGGACUGAUGAAUCUUGCUUUAAUAUGGUUCUGGCAAGCAGAAGUUUUCCCCAGCUGAAAGCAACGGUUGAGGCAUACUCCAGGAUUGCCAAUCGUGAUUUAUUAAGCAGCAUUGACCGAGAAUUUUCUGGAAACGUGGAACGUGGUUUGAAGGCUAUUUUGCAAUGUGCUUUAAAUCGCCCAGCCUUUUUUGCAGAAAGACUUUAUUAUUCUAUGAAAGGAGCUGGCACAGACGAUUCUACCCUCAUCAGAAUUAUAGUCACUCGCAGCGAGAUUGACCUUGUGCAAAUUAAACAGAUGUUCACACAAAUGUAUCAGAAGACUUUGGCUACAAUGAUAGCAAGUGAUACAAGCGGUGAUUACAGGCGUUUGCUGCUGGCAAUUGUUGGUCAAUAGAAGAGGAUAUCUGGGUUUUUGUUUUCUUUUUUAAAACAAACUGAAGGACAUGUAACAUGCUUUAUGCAGACACUGACUAUCCUUAUGUGUAAAAGAAUAAUUUUAAACUUUGUAUAAUCAAAUAUGCCUUCUUGAUCAUUCCAUAAGCUUGUUGCACUUAAAAUUGCCUUAAUUUACAGCACAUAAUAUUCUUUAUUGUAUAAUAAAAGAUAUAUAUCUUGUCUAUUAGCCCCUAUGCCUGAGUCCUUUUGACCCAGACAAAACCACCUCCCCUCUGCCAGACUCCCGGGUGUUUAAACUGUUUGUCUCAGCUGAAUCUCCAGCACUCAACAACUUCAUUGAAACGCCUAAACUGAACUGCUGAGCUGACUGUGCAAAAAAAGCCCCAGGCUGGGACGUAAAGCACUCUCCACCUCCCCUUUAAUGCCUUUCCAUCAUAAUGUUGAAAAAGAUGCAAGUGCUCAGUUUAAGUCACGUUACACUGACAGCUUAAGGACCUUGGCAGAAUCUGACUGUACGCCCUUAUUUAAUUUCUUAAAUUAAGUUACCACUAGUGGUUAGUUACCAUCAUGCUUAAGGUGCAAUGGGAAGGAGAAAUCAUCCUGGAACUAAUUUUGAAGUAUCUCCUUGUAAAGGAGUGGGUUAUACAGCAAAUGACUGAGCAAUGAAAAGAGCCAGAAUCUGAAGGCUAACACUACAGAACACAUGUAAAUCCAAACUGAAAGCGACUGUGACCUAGACAAUAUAAAUGACUAUGUGGAUGUUUUCAAAGGAUUAAAACAGAACAGCUUUGAGUAGCACAUUUGGCUUUUUAGAAAGACGCGGUGAAUCCGUCCCCAGCCAUAAAUACAACAGAAGCUUCAAGUUCAGCAGCCAGCAAUGUGUUUUCUGACAUUUCUACGCAAUGCUUUAACAAAUAACAAUUGUAUUACAGAACGUGCUCACACAAACAGCAAAACCCUAUUUCUGUUAUCCCUCAAACAAAAGUGGCUGGGGCUGGUAGAGCCGAUCCUAAUAGAGCAAAGCUUUCACUCUUAUACAGCGCAUACGUAAAGGUUUCUGCAAAACAAUAAUAGAUAUCAGAUUUACUAUACUGAAAAAGCUUAAGUAUUUCACUUACGUCAGUGUUCUGUAACUUAAAUCUGACUUCAGACUAUAUACUUUUUCUGAUAUUAAACUCAGUUCAGUUUAAAAUUAAUUAUUUCAAACACGAACAAUAGAUGGAAGUUGAUUUGGGGAGAUUAAGACAUUCCGCUCUGCAUUACUUUGGUCACCCUUGCUGCAAGUAUCCACUGAUAUAUUUAUAUAUAGAUACAGAUAUAUCUGUCAAUAGCUUUCCAAGGUUGACCAAGAUUCUCAUAAGCUUUGGUUCUUGUUUCUUUGCUUUUCCUCACAAACUUCCUUACAAGUGAAGCAGCUCAGCAUUUAAUAAUUAAAGCAUAUUAGUGCAUCUAUAUCUUUUUACGUGACUAAAAAAAUCCCCACCACCUCACUGGUCAUUCAAAGAAUAUCGAUUAAGUCUGGCUCGUACGUACUACUACAAAAAAGUAAACAGACGAAUAGGGCUCUAUGUCCUAAUGACAUUCACCUGUUUUAUGGCAAAAAGUUAUUUUCAUUACAUGCUAGCAACAAAGAAUUGUUAAGUGGGUGACAAGAACUGAAUGAUUGAUAUUGAAAUUGUAGCAAAAAAUUGGCAAGGAAAGAAUGAACAGAUACUGUCUAUCCUGCCUCUAUGUAACUAACAUAACGGCGUUUCAAGAUUAAAUGUUAGAAAAAAAA